This is a messenger RNA of Malus domestica (apple), 618 nucleotides long. NCBI's taxonomy places the organism in Eukaryota, Viridiplantae, Streptophyta, Magnoliopsida, Rosales, Rosaceae. The record is from RefSeq and is a predicted model, not a curated record.
AUGUCAUAUUUCCAGGCAGUUUACGGUUACCCUCCACCCUCUGUGACGUCUUACCUUCCCGGCUCUUCGGCCGUUCACUUGGUUGAUCUCACCCUUAUCGACCGUGACACUUUACUCAAGCAACUUCGAGAGAAUAUGCUGAUAGCGCAGCAGAGGAUGCGUCAACAGGCUGAUAAGCAUCAGUCGGAGCGUAUCUUUCAGAUAGGUGAUUGGGUCUUCCUCAAACUCCAUCCUUAUCGGCAGACAUCCGUUUCCAAAACUCAUUGCCCAAUACUGGCUCUUCACUACUACGGUCCCUUCCAAGUGGUCGCCAGAGUUGGACUAGUCACUUACACCUUGGCGCUUCCCCCUCAGUCACGCAUUCAUCCCACCUUUCACGUCUCUCUGCUGAAGCCCCAGGUUGGUGCUCACACAAUUACCUCUGCAACUCUCCCACAGGUCUCUUCUGAUGGCUCUUUUAUGUGGUUUCCGGAACACAUCCUGCAACGUGGCAUGAUCAAACGUGCCAACAUAGCGGUCACUCGCUGGCUUAUUAAGUGGGCAGGCCGGCCGGAGCAUGACGCCACGUGGGAGGACGCUGACUCUAUCUUGAGCCGUUUUCCAGAUUUUGAAGCCUGA